AUGGCCCCCUCCCAGCUCCCCCCGAUCUUCAACCCUACCUCCCAGGACAUUGAGCAGCUCCUGGCUGCCCAAUGCCACCUGGGAUCCAAGAACCUCCAGUCCCACAUGGAGCCUUACCUCUGGAAGACUCGCCCCGACGGUGUCAACGUUAUCAACAUUGGCAAGACCUGGUACAAGAUCGUCCUGGCCGCCCGUAUCAUCGCUGCCAUCGACAACCCGGCCGAUGUCUGUGUUAUCUCCGCUCGUCCCUACGGUCAGCGUGCUGUCCUGAAGUUCGCUUCCCACACCGGUGCCACCGCCAUCGCCGGUCGCUUCACCCCCGGUAACUUCACCAACUACAUCACCCGCUCUUUCAAGGAGCCCCGCCUCAUCAUCGUCACCGACCCCCGCACCGAUGCUCAGGCCAUCAAGGAGGCCAGCUACGUCAACAUCCCCGUCAUCGCCCUCUGCGACACUGACUCCCCCACCGACUUCGUUGACGUUGCCAUCCCCACCAACAACAAGGGUCGCCACGCCAUCGGUCUCGUCUGGUGGCUGCUCGCCCGUGAGGUCCUCCGCCUCCGUGGUACCAUUGCCUCCCGCGAGGUUGACUGGGACGUCGUUGUCGACCUGUACUUCUACCGUGACCCCGAGGCUGAGGAGAACAAGGAGAUCGCCGACGAGACCAAGGUUGCCUCCGCCGAGGAGGUUGGCCCCGCUGCCAUCGAGUCCGGCUACGCUGGUGACAACUGGGACACCGCCGGUGCUGGUGCUGGUGCUCCUGGCACUGCUUUCUCCGCUGCUACCGCUGCUGCUGGUACCAGCUGGGAGGCUGACGGUGCCGACUGGGCUGCCAGCUCUGCCGCUCCUGCUGGCGAGAGCUGGGCUGAGACCAAGCCCGCUGAGGGC
Messenger RNA from Aspergillus aculeatinus CBS 121060, 888 nucleotides. It is a transcript of the gene rps0, whose product is annotated as 40S ribosomal protein uS2. Gene Ontology annotation, molecular function: structural constituent of ribosome. The record is from RefSeq and is a predicted model, not a curated record. Gene Ontology annotation, biological process: ribosomal small subunit assembly; cytoplasmic translation. The transcript has 2 exons. The annotation marks the transcript as partial. Gene Ontology annotation, cellular component: ribosome; cytosolic small ribosomal subunit; 90S preribosome. Lineage: Eukaryota; Fungi; Ascomycota; Eurotiomycetes; Eurotiales; Aspergillaceae.